UCUUGUUACCAUAACAUUGAUGAAUUCAACUAAACGAUAAUUAACUGCCAAAUGCGAACAACUUAACUCGUUCUCAUUUGCCAAAAGCUUAGUUGAUGAGCUUUAGUCGAGGCUGUUAUGGCCCAUUUGGAUGCAUCUCGAAAAUAUUCUAUUACUUAUCCUAGUGAAAAGCAAAGAAACUCUGCUUUGGAUAUACUGCGGCCUCCCGGUUUGUCAUCACACGCGUACAACAGACAGCAGUUACACAAGCAACUUUGCGAGGCAGAAAGAGAUGCAAACAAACACCCAUCCGAACCUGGAAGCUACUAUAAAGCCCAAACUAAACGGGCCCAACCUUCUACCUACGAUCGGGUGAAUCACGUGUCCGUUGGAUACGACCAGAAACUUCACCGUGACGAUAGAGCCUUUGCCAAGUCACUUGGGUUACACGUGAACAGUGAGGAAACUUCUCUUGCCAUCCCAUGUCUCUCAUCAUCGAUGUACGGGCAUCCGUCAAGAUCCCCUCUGGAGGAAGUCGAUCGCAAACACUUCUCGGUCCAGACUUGUAAGAAAGACUUUCUGCGGGUUAGUGGAACGAACAUUGGAAAUAAUAGCGACCUUCAUUGAUAAACUUUGUGACAGAUUAUUGUUAUUUUCCUUUAUUUUGUCAUUGGAAAGUUGCUCGGUUUGUUAUAUUGAUAUAGAAGUAAAUGCACACUGAAGUUCCAUCGCUCACUUUUUAAGAUGACUUUAGUCUUUCAGUUGUCAUUUAUUAAAGUUAUCAUUAUGCUCUCAAAGCAUUUUUAUACCAUCCAAA
Molecule: messenger RNA, 796 nt
Organism: Xenia sp. Carnegie-2017
Lineage: Eukaryota; Metazoa; Cnidaria; Anthozoa; Malacalcyonacea; Xeniidae
Exons: 5
Coding region: 118-606 (162 amino acids)
Source: RefSeq, a predicted model, not a curated record